Messenger RNA from Exaiptasia diaphana, 2252 nucleotides. Its product is annotated as amyloid beta A4 precursor protein-binding family B member 1-interacting protein. The record is from RefSeq and is a predicted model, not a curated record. Gene Ontology annotation, biological process: signal transduction. The transcript has 17 exons. The coding region runs from base 207 to 2252 and encodes 681 amino acids. NCBI's taxonomy places the organism in Eukaryota, Metazoa, Cnidaria, Anthozoa, Actiniaria, Aiptasiidae.
UAUCCGUUUGUUUUAUAUCGCUGUCACCCAGCAUGUCGACUAUUGGUCCGGUCUAAAAGCUUUGAAAGUCCAAACCAUAAUUCCUUAGUAUCACUGAUGGCAUCAAUUGAUUAUAACCCACCAUACAUACGAUCAAAAAGAAUCUCUCCAACCGCGACGACAUUUACGUUGCCUCGAGGAAAAAAUAUAAUCAAAAUCUGUAUGAAAUGCUUCGCAGUUUUAAGUCAAAAUGGAAAGGACAGCGAAGACAGCUGAGUCAUUCUGCAAAGAUGGAUGGUUUAUCAGGGGAAAAUCAAGAAGAAAAUCAGGYCAAAGAAAUACCACCAUUUCAACUUGACACAAAAGAAAACAAUGGUAGUACAAUGACGGAUAGCACAGAUGAGAUAGAUGUAGCCCCRUCAGAUGAUGAUGAAAAUGAUGAUGACAUUGACAAGAUGUUGAACGAAUUACAAGGCUUUCAAGAGGAACUUGAACAAGAAUCACAAAAUGUAGCAGAUGAAUUAGAUGCACCGUCACCUUUUAUAAGAGCCCCAUCUUUACCAUCAAAACCUUUAGAUGAAUUCAGGUUUUCCAUGACUGCUAUGGAAGAUACUGGAGAAGUAGAUCUCGAUGCUUUAUUGGAGGAUUUGUGUAUUAUGGAAAAAGAUCUGAAUUCAAAUAACUCCACAGUAGUCACUACAGAUCAGCCUUUAAUAGAGAAUUCAUUCGCACCAAAGCCCAAUUCACCUCUAUCGCCAACUGUUAAGGUCCCAGCAGAUGUCCGUAGUCGCUUGGAAAGUGUGCAAGAGGAAAAUAAAGAAUUAACCUGGGAAGAACAGCAGGAGAGAAUCAAGGCUGAGAAGAUUAGAAUCGCAUUGGAGAAACUCCGUGCAGCCAGAGUUAAAAAGUUAGUCGUAAAAGUCUACAACGAUGAAGAUCCCACUUCGAAAACGAUCGCGAUUGACCAAACGUGGACAGCGUGGGAAGUUAGCAAGAAAAUGAUGAUCAAAAAUGAUGCUGAACCAGAUCCAAACUGGACGCUUGUUGAAAGAUUACCUGAACUUUGUAUAGAGAGGUGUUUGGAAGAUCACGAGUCAGUCGUAGAUAUUGUGUCAUACUGGCCUUGGGAAAAUGAAAAYCGAAUCGUGAUCACUAACAAAAGAGACAAAUAUGCGUUAUUUCGAAACCCACAGAAUUACCUCCUAUCAAGCGGUACGUCAGCAGGCGCGGCUCAGCUGGCAGAGAAAAGUAAAGAUAUAUUAAUACAGGAACAUUUUCAACCGGACGCCAUGAGACUCCCUGAGCUGGAAGGUGUUUUGUAUCUCAAAGAAGGAAAGAAAAGCUGGAAGAAACAUUUCUUUGUACUUAGAGCGUCAGGAAUAUACUAUACACCCAAAGGAAAAACUAAGUCCUCGAAAGAUCUGAUUUGUUUAGUCAAGUUUGAGUUUGUUUCGGUGUAUACUGGUGGAGCUGCUUUCAAAAAGAAGUUCAAGGCUCCAACGGAACACUGCUUCGUAUUAAAGCAUCCCGAAUACCAUGAAAUCGACUCUAAAGCCAUCAAGUACUUUUGUGCAGAAGAUCAAAAAACCCUUCAACGWUGGACUGUGUGUAUUCGAGUAGCAAAGUAUGGCUACAAAAUGCUUGAUGACUACGCUACCACCCAAGACGAAAUGGACAGAAUYGCUUUCUCRUUAGAUAAAAACAGAUUUCCAAAAGCUUCAAGUUUUAGCGCAGGACAAAAGUCUGAACCGACUUAUGCUCAGAUCUCAGAUGCCCGUGACAAAGCAUUAAAGGCCAAGGCACAGUCAGAUAGGCUUAAACUAGCUAUUGGUAACAACCCAGGCGGAAGUCAAAGUUUCUCAGUUUCAAGGAAAGUUACCCCAGAACCAAAACAGCCCAAGAAGAAAAGCAUCGGAAACCUUUUCUCUGAUGCAUGGAAAAAAGGAGAUGAUGUGGACGACGACGAGCUGCCUAGUUCUCCAAGCAGUGCUGGGCCUGGAAUGACUCCAAAUACUACAAGCCCCAAAGCAUUCAAUAUCGACAAUGCAAUGAUUAUGGACGAGAUACUAGAGGAAGAACAUCCUCCUUCACCACGACAUGAAAUACCACCACCUCCACCCCCACAGCGACCGCAACAGCUGGAUAUUGCCCCACCGCCGCCCCCUAAUCAGCUUGAUGUUGGCCCACCACCACCUCCCCCUAAUCAACUGAAUAUUGGUCCACCAUUAGCUACCAGCAGCCAAGAGGGUGAAGACGAAAGGGAAGAANUAUAG